Messenger RNA from Aptenodytes forsteri (emperor penguin), 455 nucleotides. Its product is annotated as von Willebrand factor D and EGF domain-containing protein. Gene Ontology annotation, biological process: anatomical structure development. The transcript is spliced from 5 exons. Lineage: Eukaryota; Metazoa; Chordata; Aves; Sphenisciformes; Spheniscidae. Gene Ontology annotation, cellular component: cell surface; extracellular region. The record is from RefSeq and is a predicted model, not a curated record. Bases 1 to 441 code for a protein of 146 amino acids. Gene Ontology annotation, molecular function: signaling receptor binding.
AUGUUCACAUCGUACGGUGACUUUAAAGAUGAAACAACAUGUUAUCCAAAAUGCAAAAAUGGUGGGGAGUGCCUCAGACCUGGAAAAUGCAGGUGUCCACCUGGCUAUGGGGGUAGAUACUGUCAUAAAGUAAGCUGUGAAGGAGGCUGUCAAAAUGGUGGGGAAUGCAUCUCUGUCAAUGGAGUUGUGAAGUGCCUUUGUGCUUCUGGCUGGACAGGAUCAAGAUGCCAAGAAGCAAUUUGUCCUCAAGGUUGUCGGAAUAAUGGAGCUUGUGUGGCUCCUGGGAUUUGUAGCUGUCCAGCUGGAUGGGUUGGUGGAGCAUGUCACUUAGCUGUAUGUAAACUACCUUGUCAACAUGGAGGAAAAUGCAUAGCUCCAAACGUGUGCAGGUGUCGACUGCCGUACUCUGGUCUACAGUGUACAAAGAAAAGGAAGGAAUGAAGCAACUUCAGCAA